Nerophis lumbriciformis (worm pipefish) is the source of this 3909-nucleotide messenger RNA. NCBI's taxonomy places the organism in Eukaryota, Metazoa, Chordata, Actinopteri, Syngnathiformes, Syngnathidae. The record is from RefSeq and is a predicted model, not a curated record.
AUGGACAUCUAUGAACAGGCCCUCGGGAUAAUGGUUUUUGGUGGAUUCAUGGUAAUCUCCGCAGUUGGAAUUGCUCUUGUCUCUACUUUCUCUAUGAAGGAGACAUCUUAUGAAGAGGCUCUAGCAAAACAGCGCAUUGAGUUAGGUACAGUAAAAUCAGGUCGCACAGAGAAAAAGAAGAAGGACAAAACAGCUGACAAAAAGAACCGUGGAAAGAAGAAGGAAGAAAAGCCAAAUGGAAUGAUCCCAGAAGCUGAAAAAACAAAUGCGACUCACAAAGCUGAACUGGUCCCAGAGUCUCGUGCCACCCCAAUUGUGGCUACUGCUCCUGUGGUUCAAUCUGCCCCCAAGGGAAAGACAAAUGCAAGCAGAGCACCAGCAGAGCCACAGUCCAAAGAUGUUAAACCAAGUCAACCACCUGCUGAGUCCUCACUUGAACCUCCUUCUAAAAAUAAAAAGAAGUCAGCCAAGAUUCAAUCAACCUCUGCCCAACCUCCACUCGCGGUUACUUCUUCGUCCGACAAAACUUCACCGAUUCCUGCUUCAGUCCAAGCCACAAAAUCUACCAAGGCAAAAACAGUGGCUCCAUCUUCUGCCAAAUCUCCUGCCAUAGAUAAGACUGCCGCUACAUCUGGCAACUCCACCCCUAUCUCGGGCAAUUGCACUUCUGGCAAGUCUGCUGCGGCCUCAACAAAGUCUAUACCAGCUUCAAGCAAGUCCAACAGUGCCUCUAAAGCCACUCCGACACAGACCAAGGACACCCCUGUUUCUGCCAAGGCCACCACCAAGGCCACCCCUGCCUCUCCCAAGGCCGGUGCCACCAAGGAGGCCCAGACGAAGGGCGCCGCCAAGGAGGCCCAGACGAAGGGCGCCGCCAAGGAGGCCCAGACGAAGGGCGCCGCCAAGGAGGCCCAGACGAAGGGCGCCGCCAAGGAGGCCCAGACGAAGGGCGCCGCCAAGGAGGCCCAGACGAAGGGCGCCGCCAAGGAGGCCCAGACGAAGGGCGCCACCAAGGAGGCCCAGACGAAGGGCGCCGCCAAGGAGGCCCAGACCAAGGGCGCCGCCAAGGAGGCCCAGACCAAGGGCGCCGCCAAGGAGGCCCAGACCAAGGGCGCCGCCAAGGAGGCCCAGACCAAGGGCGCCGCCAAGGAGGCCCAGUCCAAGGGCGCCGCCAAGGAGGCCCAGUCCAAGGGGGCCGCCAAGGAGGCCCAGUCCAAGGGGGCCGCCAAGGAGGCCCAGUCCAAGGGGGCCGCCAAGGAGGCCCAGUCCAAGGGGGCCGCCAAGGAGGCCCAGUCCAAGGGGGCCGCCAAGGAGGCCCAGUCCAAGGGGGCCGCCAAGGAGGCCCAGUCCAAGGGGGCCGCCAAGGAGGCGCAGACCAAGGGCGCCGCCAAGGAGGCGCAGUCCAAGGGCGCCGCCAAGGAGGCGCAGUCCAAGGGCGCCGCCAAGGAGGCGCAGUCCAAGGGCGCCGCCAAGGAGGCCCAGAAUAAGGCCGCCACCAAGGAGGCCCAGAUCAAGGCCGCCGCCAAGGAGGCCCCGGCCAAGACCAAGGCCGCCCCACUCCUUGAAACGGUCUCCAAAGAUGUUCCCAUCAUGGCAGUCCCUCCAGUGGGGUCUAGUGCACCCAAAGCUCAGGAGCCUAAGAAAAAGUCCUCAAAGAAAAAAUCUGAAAGCGUGGCAACAGUGGAUUCCACUCCGCUGUACCUGCCCUACAAGGUUUUGGCUUCCACUGUCAGCAGCAUGGUUUUCAGUGAGAGAGAAGCUCAUGAGCUUAUUGAGAUGCUCUCUGAGAAAGUUGGCAUCAUCCAAGACACCUGGCACAAGGCAGCGCCAAAAGGUGACCAAGUGACCAUGCUGAAGAAACAACUGGAGGAGAAGGAAAAGCAGCUCGGGGCUGAACAAGAGGACUCCACUGCAGCUAAGAACCGUCUAAGAGAUCUUGCUAAGGAGCUCUCUGCUGAGAAGACCAAGGUGGCUAGUGUUGAGACUAGGUUGAGCUCCCAGUUAAGCAAGAAAGAGCAGGAAAUGAUUGCUCUUGAAGCUCGCAUGCAGGCCAGCUACAAGGACCAUGUAGCCCAAACCCAGAAACUCAAUGAAAAGAUUGUAAGUCUGCAAGAUGAGCUUGAAAAGGGUCCCAACGCCCAACUGGCCCGUCUCCAACAAGAGAACUCCAUUCUUCGUGAUGCUCUCAACCAAGCCACCAGUCAAGCUGAGAGCAAACAAAAUGCGGAGCUAGCCAAACUGCGUCAGGAAUGUGCAAAGCUAACCAAGGAAGUCGGAGAGAAGACUGAAAUUCUACACGCAGAUGAACAUGUGAAGAAAGGGUUGGAAGCUAAGGCCUCUGCCAUGGAGAAGCAGCUUUCUGCAUUGCAGGCCAAUCAUGACGAAAGGGAGCAAGCGUUGCAGAGGAAAUUGGAGGAAGUCUGCGUGGAGCUGAGAACAGCACAAACUGCAAACAACAGCCUACAGGACUCUUUGAAAAAGGCCCAGCAGCACACAAGCACACUCUCAGAGUUCCAGGUGCAAAUAGGAAAUCUUGAGGCUCAGGUCAAAGAGCGCGCCGCUCAGGUCGACGCUCUCACGACUGAGCUAGAAGGAACACAGGUUGAGAAGCAACAGCUUGUGCAACAGUUGGCAUCCAUCAACUCUUUAUUGGAGGCCAGCCAGAAUAAAAACGAGCAGGAAUCUCAACAGGAGAAGAUGAAUGCUGCUGAGCUUCAGCAAUUAAAGCUCAGUCUGCAGGAGAGGGAUGACCAGUUGAACACUCUCCAGGAGGAACUGAAGCUAUUUCAGAUGAAGGAAACUGCGCAAUCAGAUGAACAGAUACACAACAGUCUGACAGAGAAGGAAGCACUUGUCACGUCACUACAGGAGCAGCUGAAGGAGUUGAAGCAAAAUGAAGCUGCCUUGAUUCAGCUGAAAGAUUUUCAAAGUGAAGCCACAAAAUCCCUCCAAACCCUCUUCCCACUAGUAUCCAUAGAAACGAAUGAGCCAAACUGGUUACAAAGUUUUACGCUGAAAGCUCAGGAGGUUCUUUCACAAGAGAGCCAACAGUCCCAGUCAAGUCAAGAAUUACCUGAGUUGCUUGAAAAGCUGAAGGAGGCUGAGGAGACCCACACAACCCUGCAAGCAGAAUGUGAACAGUACAGAACAGUUUUAGCUGAAACGGAAGGAAUGCUGAAACAUCUGCAGAAGAGUGUGGAAGAAGAGGAGCUAGUGUGGAAGUCUAAAAUGACUUGCUCUGAGGAGCAACUGAAAGCAGCUUUAGAGGAAGUACACAAGCUGGAGUCGGAAAAGCAAAGUAUGAAGCAGCUUAAAGAGCAACUAAUGCUUCUGGAGGCACAGCUGGAGAAGCAAUCAGAAAGCCAUUUCAUGGCCGAGGAGAUGGAACAGCUAAAGAUGCAGCUGUCUGGCAGUCAGAGCCAGCUGGACUUGGCCCAAAAGGAGGCCCAGGCGCACAAGGAGGAACUUGCUAAGGUCAGAGAGAAGCUGAGCCAAGUCGUGUUGAGUGGUCAGCGAGAACAGAACGGCCCCACAGAGUCUCAACCUAGACAGGUUUUGUCAGAGUUGAAUCAGACAACUGAGAAGCUUCAAGAGGAGGCUGCUGAGAGACAGAAGUUGGCAGAAGAGUUUGAGCAGGCCCAGACAACCAUCACAGAACUUCAGGCUCAGCUGAAUCUUCUGAAGGAUUCCGCAGAGUCUCAGCACAAUGAUGCAGAGGAUGUUGCUCAACUCAAGGAACGCCUUGAGAAGGAGAAGAAGUUGUCCAAAGACCUUGGACAGGCAGCCACCAAGCUCCAGCAACUUCUUAAAGCAACUCAGGAGCAGUUGAGUAAAGAGCGAGAGGCAGUGGUAACACUACAAGAGCACCUAGAUGGCAAAGGAGAAUUAAAGGAGGGGACAUCCGUCUGA